Zerene cesonia (dogface butterfly) is the source of this 2669-nucleotide messenger RNA. RefSeq names its product ER degradation-enhancing alpha-mannosidase-like protein 2 (gene Edem1). The coding region runs from base 254 to 2452 and encodes 732 amino acids. The transcript has 8 exons. The record is from RefSeq and is a predicted model, not a curated record. Gene Ontology annotation, cellular component: endoplasmic reticulum; membrane. Gene Ontology annotation, biological process: carbohydrate metabolic process; mannose trimming involved in glycoprotein ERAD pathway; endoplasmic reticulum mannose trimming. Gene Ontology annotation, molecular function: calcium ion binding; mannosyl-oligosaccharide 1,2-alpha-mannosidase activity. NCBI's taxonomy places the organism in Eukaryota, Metazoa, Arthropoda, Insecta, Lepidoptera, Pieridae.
CAAAAAUUUAAUUUUUUUUAGUAAAAUCCCUGUGUGUACUUUUUUUAUGCAAUUGCAUAUUAUAAUAAUUUAUGCGUAAAGAUAAUUUGUCCAGUUUAUAAUUAGUCGCAAAUUGCAAUGUCGUCUCUUAUUCAAAUAGUUUUAAAUAUUAUAUUCUUUAUACUAUAAUUUUUCUAGUCAACUUUACUUUCCGGUUUUAGUUUAAUCUCUCGAUUUUCUGUUUUGUUAUAUCGCUUUAGAAAAAACCACGACAAUGUGCUCAAUAAAUAGAGUGCAUAUUUAUUUCAUUAUCAUUAUCUGCUUAUGUAAAAUGUGCUAUACUAUUAGAGAAUAUAAGAAAGAAGAUAUAAUUAAGUUAAGGGAAGAAGUUCGUGAGAUGUUCCAGCAUGCAUAUGAUAGUUAUUUAAAUUAUGCUUACCCGUAUGAUGAACUGCGACCCUUAAGCUGUGACGGUGUAGAUACAUGGGGCAGCUACUCUCUCACACUGAUAGAUGCUCUAGACAUGCUUGUUAUAAUGGGGAAUUACACUGAGUUCAACAGAGUAGUUGAUAUUGUUCUUCAGAAACAAAACUUUGAUACAGAUAUCAAUGUGUCUGUAUUUGAAACCAAUAUAAGAAUAAUAGGUGGCUUAUUGAGUGCACAUCUAUUGUCACAUAAAUCAGGUAUGAAGUUAGAACCAGGCUGGCCCUGCAAUGGUCCUCUCUUAAGGCUGGCCGAGGAUGUGGCUCAGCGUCUUAUAGCUGCAUUUGAUACAACAACAGGCAUGCCUUAUGGAACAAUUAAUUUGAGAUCAGGCGUACCUCCUGGUGAAACUAGCAUUACAUGUACUGCUGGUGUUGGUACAUUUAUUAUAGAAUUUGGUACUCUAAGUAGAUUAACUGGGGAUCCACUGUAUGAGGAGGUGGCAUAUAAUGCACUAAAAGCCCUAUACCACCAUAGAUCACCAAUUGGUCUUGUGGGCAAUCACAUAGAUGUGAUGUCGGGCCGUUGGACUGCACAAGAUGCUGGGAUAGGGGGAGGAGUGGACUCAUAUUUUGAAUAUCUAGUUAAAGGAGCAAUAUUACUAGAGAGGCCCGAGUUAAUGUCGAUGUUUAAUGAAGCUCGCGAGGUUAUCGAUAAAUACUUGAAGAAGGAUGACUGGUACGUGUGGGCCACUAUGCUGAGAGGACAUGUGACUUUGCCAGUCUUCCAGUCUCUCGAGUCCUAUUGGCCAGGAUUGCUCAGUCUUAUUGGUGAAAGUGAUACAGCCAUGCGCAUCAUCCACAAUUACCAUGGUGUAUGGAAGCAAUAUGGUUUCACUCCUGAAGUAUAUAACCUUGGCACAGGAGAAGCAUCAACUUCUCGAGAAAGUUAUCCUCUCAGACCAGAGCUUAUAGAAUCCAUCAUGUAUUUGUAUAGAGAAACUAGAGAUCCAAUUCUUUUGCAAAUGGGCGAAGAUAUUCUGAGAAGCAUACAGCAUAGUGCAAGGACACCCUGUGGUUAUGCGACGAUAAAAGACGUCCGCGACCAUCGCAAAGAAGACCGAAUGGAAUCGUUCUUCCUCGCAGAAACAACCAAAUAUUUGUACUUGCUGUUUGACCCAGAUAACUUUAUCCACAAUCCUGGUGUACAUGGCACAGUUAUAAACACUCCCAACGGGGAGUGUGUGGUCGAUGUUGGAGGAUAUAUAUUUAAUACUGAAGCUCAUCCCAUUGAUCCAACUAUGCUGUAUUGUUGCCAUGAAGCAAGACAAGGAAUAAAUAUAAGCGAAGUUCAUAGGAUAUAUCAAAUUCUAGAAGAGGAAGAUAAUAUACAGUUUAUGACAAUGAUAGACGCUUCCACAAAUAGCAGUAGUUAUACAGAAAUGAAAAAUAAAGACCCACAUGUAAUAAACAAAGAUAACAUGCAUGAAUCAGAGGAAAUAAAGCAGAAUGUACCUAGUAUAAGUAAGGAUCAAGAUCAGGUGUCCAUUAAAACAGAAACAAGAACGGGUUACGUUAAUAUAGACGGAACGGAAAGAGAGAAGAUAAAGAACGAGUCAUCGUUCAGCGAUGUUUUAAAAGAACGAAUUAAUAACUUUUACAAUAACAGGAGUAAUCUGGAAGGGGAGAGGGAACAAUCGGACACAAGUCAAUCGGAAAACAAUGACACUACAGAUAAAGUGGAGGUUGAUGAUAUAAUUACACCGGAACCAGCUGAGCCGGAUGAGAAAUUGGAACUGCCGAGUACUGCAAGAGCAAAGGAAGCCAUGAAGAUGCUACCAAAAGUUAUACAGGAUUUCCUAAACAGUGAAUGGAAGACGAAACCCAAAUGCGAGCCGCAACAUAUGCUCGAACGGAUAAGGAGGGAAAAGAGAUACCCGGACCAUCCGGAUGGUGAUAAAUAUAAGCUAUUGUUAACUCCUGCGCCGUCUUUCUUGCAACGGAUAUCUCUAGCCGGCGAAUUUUUAAACAAAAAACAAUUGGAAGUGUAGGUGUAGGUGAAUUUACCAUAUAGAUGCAAAUUUUAUUUUAUCAUUGGAUAAGGGGCGUUUGACAAACAUUAUUUAUGCUAUCAGGUUAAGUCAAUUUAAACUUUGUGUAAGUACAUACGUUGAAUUUUUAUUAUAAUUGCAUUAUGUUUUUGCCUGUUGAGUAAGAGUACAAGAUUUUAUUUAAAUAUUUAUAUACCUUGCAUUUGAUUCCAUUCGU